AUGCCUGUGAAACGUGGCCUCGUCCGGGAAUCAUGUGACUUUUGCUACCGUCGCAAGGUCAAAUGUGAUCGAUUGUCGUUGGCAAGCCAGGGCAUCGCCACAUGUUCUCAGUGUGCGCUUCGUGAUCUGGAAUGCCGCGUAAAAGACUCCGAUGAUGCACGCAUUCGACAGCGAAAUCGCUUGAUCAGCAACUCACGGAAUCAUAACGGUGGUUUGAACGCCGAUACUGUGAUCCGUAAUAGCUCGCCUCGCUCGGAAAUUAUUCCAUGCCCCGCGUUUGUUCCGGAAACGCCUGUAACUCAUGCCAUACCAUCUCGAAGCGGUCAAUGUAAAGCACAAGAUGAGAACACAACUCCUUUGAUAACGCCGGAAGGCUUACCUGUUGAUGAUACGUUCGGGCUGAGUCUUGAUAACAUGCUAUUCCUCGAUCAAGUAUUCUUGAAUGAAGGUUCUUUUGAUUGGUCAAUGAUGAAUAAUCAAGAUGGAAUAUCCUUGAGUCACGAAAUCGAUGAGCAAACCAGCACCACUUGCAGUUCGGCAUUACACAGAUUUCAGACUCCGGAUAAUUUGGGGGAAUCUUCUACGCUUGCAGCAGCACUCCAUUCCUACUUCAACCUGGCGGCUUUACAUCUUCCAAUCCUCGUUGAAGACGCAUUUUGGCAAGAUUUCUACUCUGGAAGAUGCAGCCCAGCUUUAAUAUAUGCGAUUGCAUGCCGAGGCAUGCCAUUUACCACAGUAGAAAACAAAUUGGACCUUGAACAGCGUUAUGCGCGCCAGUUCCGCAAGGCGUUUCUGGAAGCUCGAAGCGCCCAUUCGGGAAAUGGUACAGUCAGACUAGACGAACUCGAGGCGCUAGCGCUCAUGAUUAAUUACGACUAUGAAGAGAACGAAAACGACGACGAGUCCGCGCUACAUUCGAAAUUGGGCACUUUGUUUCUGACGCAUGAUGCUCUAAUUUUACUUAUGUUACAGAACCAGAUUUGCGAUCGUCCUUCCUCCACUACAGGCUUAGAUUCUUCGCCCGAGAGCCUGGCAAACGCUGCGCAACGCCGCAUGCUCCUCUAUUGGCAUAUAUACGGACUUGAUGCUUUCCAUUGUCUUGAUCGGAAGCAAAGCUCACAUAUACACAUCCCCAACAUUGAUAGUGAUAAUAAAAUUUCAAAUGUUGAAAUUCGCGACUACUUUGAUGCAAUGGUAUCACUGGCUACUAUUGCUCGAGAAAUCAUCCAGAAAUUAUGUACAAUCAGCGCUAAGCGUCAAGGUGUGGACCCGAAGCAUGUGCACGGUCUCUAUGAUCAACUUCAUCAUUGGAGCAAAACUCUCUGUCCUCGACAUCUUCGAAGGAAUUACCAGGAAGAUGGCGAACUCAAACCUCUUGACCAAAGGCCGCAAGAUGAGCCGGCGCAGCCUUCUUCUAGUACGAGAACAACAAGGAAGCAAAAACACACUCACCUGCGACGAGCAGUUUUAUGGGCUUUGGAGUUCCACUGUUUCUUGCAGAUCGAAGCUAUCGUCGCGGACUACGGUAUAAAACACGAUGAAAAGAGUCUUUUGGAAGCCGACGUGCUCGCAUCUCGGAUCGAGUACGAGAGUAUUCGCAUAUUGAAUGGCAUGGCCAGUGUAUGUCGCUGGAUUAACCAAUACGAGAUUGAGGACGAUAGCGGUCAUACUAAGCGACACUCGUUGGUUGACCUUGCACCUAAUAUCCUGCGGAACAUAUGUGCUGGAAUGUGUUACUGGUCUGCCCAACGGGGCAUUGAACUUUGUCAACGAGGCCCCUCAGAAUUGCUACGCGUCAGACAUAGAAGCACAGAAAAAACGGAUGGAGGUGAUAUGAGGUACCAGAUCGUGAGCACCUAUAUAAAAACAGCCAGUUUGUUACGUGACACAGCAGCGACCGCAAUCUCACAUAAUCAGACUAAGCAAGUCCUCGAAAGGAUUGAUCACCAGCUAGUAUUGGUGGGGAGGCAUUUUGAAAAUCUUCGCGGACCAAAUUGCUGA
Messenger RNA from Talaromyces amestolkiae, 2001 nucleotides. RefSeq lists its product as uncharacterized. Gene Ontology annotation, molecular function: zinc ion binding; DNA binding; DNA-binding transcription factor activity, RNA polymerase II-specific. The record is from RefSeq and is a predicted model, not a curated record. The coding region runs from base 1 to 2001 and encodes 666 amino acids. Gene Ontology annotation, biological process: regulation of DNA-templated transcription; DNA-templated transcription. NCBI's taxonomy places the organism in Eukaryota, Fungi, Ascomycota, Eurotiomycetes, Eurotiales, Trichocomaceae. The transcript has a single exon.